Messenger RNA from Amphimedon queenslandica, 1550 nucleotides. Its product is annotated as kelch domain-containing protein 3-like. Gene Ontology annotation, molecular function: chromatin binding; protein binding. The transcript has 10 exons. NCBI's taxonomy places the organism in Eukaryota, Metazoa, Porifera, Demospongiae, Haplosclerida, Niphatidae. The coding region runs from base 42 to 1382 and encodes 446 amino acids. The record is from RefSeq and is a predicted model, not a curated record. Gene Ontology annotation, cellular component: cytoplasm.
GGGCGUUACUAGGAGGAGAAAAUUCGAGAUAGAGAAAGAAAAUGUCUGAAGAAAAGAAAGAAGGAGGCAGAACGCAGUUCUCCAUGUCCCUGCCACGUCUAGACGUGCGUAUCCGUCCACCCCAGGUAGAGCCACCAGAUCCUGUCUCAGCGGCUGAAGAAGCAAGGCGUAGGCCACGGCCACCAGAGCGGUGUUUUUUCUGGACAGAGUACCCAGAAAGCGGCUUCCCUAGUCGCGUGAACCACUCUACUGCUGUAGCUCGUAAUGGGAAAGAUGGCAAGUGUUAUGUGUACUCCAUUGGAGGGUUCCAUGCAAGUGAUGAGGAGAAAGAGAGGAGGGCAAAAGCUGAGAAUGACCCUUCUCCUUUUAACACUGGCCCCAUUGAUAUACAUUGCAUGGACGUUGAAACUCAUAAAUGGGCAAAAGUUGAUGUGAUACGGAGAACAAAAAAUAAAGACAUUCCAAUCAGAGGAGGUGUGCCACCCCGUCGCUAUGGACAUGCCUGUGUUGGAUAUAAGGAUAAAAUAUUCAUGUAUGGAGGCCGUAAUGACGACGAUGGCUCCUUUAGAGUGAUGGAGUGUUUUGAUGUAACUCGAUCAAUGUGGUUAAAGAUACAUGCUACUGCUGAAGGAUGCGCACUACCAAGAUCAAGAGAUGGACAUGCAUGUACCGUCAAAGGAAACAUCAUGUAUUUGCAUGGAGGCUUUGAUACUGGCUCAUUAGUAUUCACUGGUGACCUUUAUGCUUUUGACAUGGAUAGCCACAUAUGGACAUUAUUACCUCCUAAUGGUGACCGCUGUCCAGAAAGAGAUUUCCAUACUGCGACGCAUGUAGAAAGGAAAGUCAUCGUUUUUGGUGGACGAUCUGAUAUUAUUGCUCCUGAUUUUAGCAAUCAAGAUAUCUUUGACACGGCUUUUUAUGAGUAUCUCCUUGAUGAGUUUAGAUGGGUGAAAGUGGCAAAACCAGAUGGGUAUCAGCCACACGCUAGAAGGAGUCAUUGUGCCGUUAGAUGUGGUGUUCAUAAAAUUUUAUUCUUUGGCGGAUACAAUGGAGGAAAUAAGAGACACUUUAAUGACGUCUUCAUUUAUGAUUCUCUUAAUCGUCUUACAACUGAGAUUAUACCUUUUGGCAUACCUCCCAGCCCUCGUAGAAGGUGUGGCUAUUGCAUUACUAACAACGAGCUCAUACUCUGUGGCGGAACAAGUCCAACUGAGAGGGUUUAUGAUGGAAAGAAACACUUGAUACUUCAUGAUCAUUCUGACACAUUUGUAUUGUCAUUAUUACCAACGCUACAGCAGUUGUGUAUGAUGGUUGUGAAAGAGCUUCACUUAAGUACAGCUGGUCUUCCUAUACACAUUAGACAAGAAUUACAAAAUAUUUAGAUUCGUCUAGGUGAUAGUCAGUUGAGCUUCUCUCAUUCGUAUUGACUUUUCAUUAAAAUAAUGUCUAUUGACAAGUUUGAUUUGUAUUAGUUAAUAAUAAUAUUUAAUAUAAUAGAAAUUAUUUUUACACGUGUUUCUAGCGAUUCUAUUGGUCGCUUAAGACUUUUA